AUGCCUUACGGUCACAACCCUUACCUAGCGAUACCGGAACCCGAACUUCGCGCCGAACAGUUUGCGCGACGCGAAGAUGAAAAGGACGGAUUGAGUAAGCUGAGGAAUGAGUUCGUCAUACCCACCAAGGGCGAUCUGAGGAACCGCAAUUAUGGAUUCCAGCGGAAAGAAAAAAAUGCAAGUAUGCGAUCGGACGACAACGAGGAAUCCAUAUACUUUUGCGGAAACUCUCUUGGGCUUCAACCGCGAAGAACAAAAGAAUAUAUCAAUCGUUAUCUUGACACUUGGGCUUCAAAAGGCGUCUUUGGACAUUUUACCAAUUACGAAGGAGGCCUUCCGCCAUGGCUACACAUUGACGAUGCAGUCAAAAACCAGGCAGCAAAAAUUGUCGGGGCGCAUCCCAGUGAAGUCGUCGUCAUGGAGACAUUGACUGCGAACCUGCACCUUUUGAUGGCUAGUUUUUACCGUCCGACCAAGGACAGAUGGAAGAUCAUUAUCGAGGGCAAGGCAUUCCCUAGCGACCAUUAUGCUGCUCUCUCGCAAAUCGCACACCACAACCUUGAUCCCUCCGCUUUGAUCACCAUCGAUCCACCAUCUCCCUCGUCGCCCUACCUCUCGAACGAGCACAUCCUCUCCGUGAUUUCACACCACGCCCCAAGUACUGCCCUCGUUCUUCUACCCGGCAUCCAAUUCUACUCCGGUCAAUUCUUCGACAUCGAGCUGAUAACGCGUCACUGUCGAUCAUUGGGCAUAACAGUAGGCUGGGACUUGGCGCAUGCAAUAGGAAAUGUACCAUUGAAGCUACACGACUGGAACGUUGACUUUGCAGCGUGGUGUAACUACAAAUACAUGAAUGGCGGCCCAGGCACCAUUGGCGGACUUUUCGUCCACGAGAGACACGGCAAGGUAGAAAGAACCCCCACACCCCGAACAAACGGCACAGGCAACGCAUCAGAAAAUAGCGCUCAACUAUCAUACCGCCCGCGCUUGAGUGGCUGGUGGGGAAGCGACAAGAGCAGCAGAUUUCGCAUGGACAACCAAUUCGUCCCUAUCACCGGCGCUAGCGGCUUCCAACUCAGCAACCCAAGCGCACUCGACAUGACCUCCGUAAUGGCGAGUUUAGACGUCUUCGCGCUCACUGACAUGGAAGCUCUACGAGAACGCAGUCUCAGGCUGACCGCGUACCUCGAGGCCCGGCUACUCAAGUAUCCAAAUGGCGAACCACCGUACAAGAUUAUCACACCUGCGAAUCCCAUGGAGCGCGGCGCACAACUCAGCGUGCUUCUCAACCCAGGUUUAUUGGACAAGGUUCAGCACUACAUUGAGGAACGCGGUGUAGUAGUGGACGAACGCAAGCCUGACGUGCUGAGGGUUGCGCCAGCACCACUGUACAACUCCUUCCACGACAUCCACCGCUUCAUCACCAUCUUCCACGAGGCUUGUCAAAUGGCUUUGAAAAGCGGGGGUAGGACUCUCUCGUGCAACGAUGCUGUUCCCAGAGGCAUCGCUACUGUAUAA
Molecule: messenger RNA, 1518 nt
Organism: Bipolaris zeicola 26-R-13
Lineage: Eukaryota; Fungi; Ascomycota; Dothideomycetes; Pleosporales; Pleosporaceae
Exons: 2
Coding region: 1-1518 (505 amino acids)
Biological process (GO): NAD+ biosynthetic process
Cellular component (GO): cytoplasm
Molecular function (GO): kynureninase activity; pyridoxal phosphate binding
Source: RefSeq, a predicted model, not a curated record